AUGAAAGGAAGAGUAGGAGGAGGUGGAGGAGGGAAUGGAGGGGCUCCAACAGACCUUCUGGUCUGCCUUCCCUCUAGACAUCAUCUGACACUGAUGCCAAAGCCCAUCUGUAGCCCAUCUCGGCCCACAGAGGCCAGCAAGCGCCGGUCGUCGAGGUCCGGCAACCGGGGCCAGGCCAGCCCCCUCUUCAAGGCCAAGACCAAGCACAUGAGCUCAGAGAUCGCCGAGCCGACGUCUCCCAAGGUCACCUGCGCCGGCCAGAUCAAGGUGAGGUCUCGGCCCAGUCCCAGAGGCAGCCGCGGCAAGGACUGGCUCUCACUUGUGGAGGACAUAGAGAGGCUCCACAAGCACCGGAAGAGGACCAACUGGCGUCAGACCCUUGGCAUCAAGAAGGAAAUCAUGCAGUUCCUCGGAGCCUUCCGGGGACUCCGCUUCCAUAUGAGGUGCUUCGGCUUGUUCCAUGGCUCGGUAGACUGCACCACCGAUGAAGAAGAUGAGGACGAAGAGGAGGAGAAGGAAGUGGACAGCAGUGGCUCUAGUAAUAUAUUCUCUAAGUGGUUUAUGGUUCUAGAAGAGAACCAACAUCGUAGAUAUGGGAAAGAAGUAGAGGAAGUGAAAGAAGAAGAGAGAGAUGGUACUACUUUCGAGGAGGUUGCACCACCUCCAAACGCUCUAUUGCUCAUGAGGUGUCGAUCGGCGCCAGCCAAAGGGUGGUUGGAGGGAGAGGAGGCGACUGCAAAAUUGAUCAAGGAGGAGGAGAAAGAGAGAGAGAGAUUGGUGCUGAUGAGCUAUGCCCCUGACUUCUUCAAGGUCUCGACAGACAUUGCAAAGGAGACUUGGAUCGUUGGGAGCAUGGAUCCUUUAGCAAGGAAUCGAAGCUGGAAGAGAUAAUGGAUGACGAUAGAAGAGUGGUGACGGUGGUGAUAGCUAAUUUUUUUGCAUGAUGCUUGUGGUGUUGG
Elaeis guineensis (African oil palm) is the source of this 959-nucleotide messenger RNA. RefSeq lists its product as uncharacterized. NCBI's taxonomy places the organism in Eukaryota, Viridiplantae, Streptophyta, Magnoliopsida, Arecales, Arecaceae. The record is from RefSeq and is a predicted model, not a curated record.